GACCGCCGCUGUGGGGCAUGGUGGAUGCAGCGCUCGGGCAGUCGCAGGUGCGCGUGGUGCAGGUGGCCCCGGCGCUGCCGCCGCAGGGCCACCUCGUGGCCGCGGCCGCGGCGCCGGACGCCCGCCGCGGCGCCGCGGAGCAGUUCUUCGACGGCUACCUGCGCUCGUUGCUGCAGCUCGUCUCGAGCCCAGACGCGUCGGCGGCGGAGGCAGCGUGGAGGACGCAGGCGCACCAGGGCUUCGCGACCCUGCUCCCCACCGGCGUGACUGCGGUGGGCGCGGACCCCGUGCUGGGCGACUGCCGCUACGGCCUCGCGUGCGG
Molecule: messenger RNA, 322 nt
Organism: Prorocentrum cordatum
Lineage: Eukaryota; Dinophyceae; Prorocentrales; Prorocentraceae
Source: the annotation of a GenBank genome assembly